Peromyscus maniculatus bairdii (prairie deer mouse) is the source of this 7734-nucleotide messenger RNA. RefSeq names its product MCC regulator of Wnt signaling pathway (gene Mcc). NCBI's taxonomy places the organism in Eukaryota, Metazoa, Chordata, Mammalia, Rodentia, Cricetidae. Gene Ontology annotation, cellular component: cytoplasm. The record is from RefSeq and is a predicted model, not a curated record. Gene Ontology annotation, molecular function: calcium ion binding. Gene Ontology annotation, biological process: negative regulation of canonical Wnt signaling pathway.
GAAACUUCGGCGUGAAGUGCCGCUCGGCUCCGGCUCUCUCCAGCUUUUUCCUGCCGGGAACCGGAGGCACGGAUCCUCCUCGCCCCACUGCCCAGGCUUCUCCCGGAGGGUGCCGGAGCUCUGCUGGGCGCCGGCGCGAGCUGCUGCCCGCCCGCCGGGUAAUGGGGAUCUGCGCGGUGCCGUAGGAGGCUCGAGGCGGCGCGGAGGGUGGCAUCGCCCCGGGACUCCGCGGCGGGCGCGCGGGCGGGUCAGGGCGCCGGCUCGGCCGCUGCAGCUGCUGCGAGCAAGCGCAACCUCCUUGCCCAGCCUCGCGCGGCUAUGGCUCGCUGGUGAGAUUCCAGCGGGACUUUCCGUGUCGAGCUUCUGCAUCCUCCCUCGGCCUCGCCGCUGUCCUGGAUGAAAAUGGCUGUCUAGACUGAAAUGUGCCGGCGGGGAGCAAGCCCAGGCUAUCCAGCCUAAGCCAGGCUCCAACGCUCCGAGGUCUGGGGACGAGCCUGGCUCUGAAAAGUGCAGGCAUGAAUUCUGGAGUUGCGGUGAAAUAUGGCAACGACUCCUCAGCCGAGCUGAGCGAGCUCCACCUGGCAGCCCUGGCAUCCCUCAAGGGAGACAUAGUAGAGCUGAAUAAACGUCUGCAGCAAACAGAGCGGGAACGAGACCUUCUGGAAAAGAAGUUGGCCAAGGCGCAGUGUGAGCAGUCACACCUCAUGAGAGAGCAUGAAGACGUCCAGGAGCGCACAACCCUUCGCUAUGAGGAGCGCAUCACGGAACUCCACAGCAUCAUUGCGGAGCUGAACAAGAAGAUAGACCGCCUGCAGGGCACCACCAUCAGGGAGGAAGAUGAAUACUCAGAACUGCGGUCAGAGCUCAGUCAGAGUCAACAAGAGGUCAACGAGGACUCCAGAAGCAUGGACCAAGACCAGACCUCCGUGUCCAUCCCUGAAAACCAGUCGACUAUGGUCACUGCUGACAUGGAUAACUGCAGUGACCUGAACUCGGAACUGCAGAGGGUGCUGACGGGGCUGGAGAGUGUGGUCUGCGGCAGGAAGAAGAGCAGCUGUAGCCUCUCGGUGGCCGAGGUGGACAGGCACAUCGAACAGCUCACCACAGCCAGCGAGCACUGUGACUUGGCCAUUAAGACAGUUGAGGAGAUUGAGGGAGUUCUUGGUCGUGACCUUUAUCCCAACCUGGCUGAGGAGCGGUCUCGGUGGGAGAAAGAGUUAGCUGGACUGCGGGAAGAGAAUGAAAGCCUGACCGCCAUGCUGUGCAGCAAAGAGGAGGAGCUGAACCGGACCAAGGCCACUAUGAAUGCCAUCCGUGAGGAGCGGGACAGGCUCCGGAGAAGGGUCCGAGAGCUCCAAACUCGACUGCAGAGUGUCCAAGCCACUGGACCUUCGAGCCCUGGUCGCCUUACUUCUGCCAAUCGCCCGAUUAACCCCAGCACUGGAGAGCUGAGCACCAGCAGCAGCAGCAAUGACAUCCCCAUCGCCAAGAUUGCUGAGAGGGUGAAGCUAUCAAAGACAAGAUCUGAAUCAUCGUCAUCUGAUCGGCCAGUCCUGGGAUCCGAAAUCAGUAGCAUUGGGGUUUCCAGCAGCGUGGCAGAACACCUGGCCCACUCACUCCAGGACUGCUCCAAUAUCCAGGAAAUUUUCCAAACGCUCUACUCACAUGGAUCUGCCAUCUCCGAAAGCAAGAUUAGAGAGUUUGAGGUGGAAACAGAGCGUUUGAACAGCCGGAUCGAGCACCUCAAAUCCCAAAACGAUCUCCUCACCAUCACCCUGGAGGAGUGUAAAAGCAAUGCCGAGAGGAUGAGCAUGCUGGUGGGAAAAUACGAAUCCAACGCCACCGCGCUGAGGCUGGCCCUGCAGUACAGUGAGCAGUGCAUAGAAGCCUAUGAACUCCUACUGGCACUGGCCGAGAGCGAGCAGAGCCUCAUCCUGGGGCAAUUCCGGGCAGCUGGCGUGGGCUCCUCCCCUGGAGACCAGCCAGGGGAUGAGAGUGUCACUCAGAUGCUCAAGCGGGCUCACGACUGCCGGAAGGCUGCCGAGAAUGCCGCCAAAGCCCUGCUUAUGAAGCUGGACGGCAGCUGCGGGGGAGCCUUCGCUGUGGCUGGCUGCGGCGUACAGCCCUGGGAGAGCCUGUCCUCCAACAGCCACACCAGCACCACCAGCUCUACAGCCAGCAGCUGUGACACGGAGUUCACCAAAGAAGAUGAGCAGAGGCUGAAGGAUUAUAUCCAGCAGCUCAAGAACGACAGAGCUGCCGUCAAGCUGACCAUGCUGGAACUGGAGAGCAUCCACAUCGAUCCGCUCAGCUACGACGUCAAGCCAAGGGGCGACAGCCAGCGGCUGGACCUGGAGAAUGCCGUGCUGAUGCAGGAGCUGAUGGCCAUGAAGGAAGAGAUGGCCGAGCUGAAGGCACAGCUGUACCUGUUGGAGAAAGAGAAGAAGGCCCUGGAGCUGAAGCUGAGCACCAGGGAAGCCCAGGAGCAGGCCUAUCUGGUGCACAUCGAGCACCUCAAGUCCGAGGUGGAGGAGCAGAAGGAGCAGAGGAUGCGGUCUCUGAGCUCCACCAGCAGCAGUGGCAAAGAGAAGCCUGGCAAGGAGUGUGCUGAUGCUGCCUCCCCGGCUUUGGCUGAAGUAAGGACGAACAGUGACAGUGAGCUGGCCACAGAGUUCGCCAGUGCCAUCCGACGGGAGAAGAAACUCAAGGCCAGAGUCCAAGAGCUGGUCAGCGCCUUGGAAAGACUCACCAAAAGCAGUGAGAUCAGACACCAGCAGUCAGCAGAGUUUGUUAAUGACCUAAAACGGGCCAACAGUAACCUGGUGGCUGCCUAUGAAAAAGCAAAGAAGAAACAUCAAAACAAGCUGAAGAAGUUGGAAUCCCAGAUGAUGGCUAUGGUGGAGCGACAUGAGACCCAAGUGAGAAUGCUCAAGCAAAGAAUAGCUCUGUUGGAGGAAGAGAAUUCCAGGCCACAUACCAACGAAACUUCACUUUAACAGGCACUCAGGCCCCAAGGUCCUGCCCCACGGGGCUGAACUCCAGCGGCUCUGAAGUCCUCAGCAGAGAAAGGGUCCAAGGAGAAGAUGCAUAUAGGUCACAGCUCCACCCUUCGCGCGAGUAGUCCAUGAUGGCACCAUGGAUUGUGUCUGUACAGGCUUCAGCUGCUCCAGGCCUGGCCACAAGGGGUGCCAACAAUGGCUCCAGCCAAGUGCUUAGCCAUGUCUUGUUUCAUUUUCACCACACAAGUUCUCAUGCUCUUCUCCCUUGUUCUGUGUAGCGGUUGGUGGGAAUCCAGGCACUUGGUUUUAUGCGGAUUUCCAAGUCUUUUUCUUUUUUCUUUUUUUAGCUUUUCAUAGACUGGACUAUUCUUCUGAAACCUGGAUUUCUUCCUUCCUCCUCCAAGGGAAAAGUGAUAGUGUUUUGUGUGUUUCCAACAUCUAGGGCUUGCGGCCCACCACAGCAAGGCUCUGCCUUCCAGGUCCUAAGGUACCAGAUUCCUGAGAUAGUCACAUAUAGAGGGAUUAGUUGAGAGUGACAGACCACUGGAGGGCACCGUGUCGCUGACCAUCCCAGACACACCGCAGUUUCAAACAGAGCAUCAUCAAGGUUAUGUGUAGACAGUUCUGGACUGGACAAAUAAAAAAACAUCUCCUAUUUUUAUUGUACAGGCCGGGGUUGAAGCUGUUUUAAUUCCCGUCCAGCAAGAGUAAAACUUAGAAUACUCUUGAUAUAUGUAGUAAAGCCAAGGUUUUACCAGGGUUUUUUUUCCUAGGACAGAAAAAAAGCAGUAUUAGCUCUUUCCCAGCCCCAGGGCACUACAGUUCCUAUUCUGAAUCAAAACUUUGCCCCUUGAGCACAUAUGUAGCUGGAUCCCGCCUCUCUCAGGGCAAGAGGCUUUACGUUGUUGGACACUGAGGAGAUCCUUAAUGUUGCACAAGAUGGUUCCCACCUAUAAAUAGAGUGCCAUUGAACCUUUAGUCCCCAACAUCAGGAAGGGGAUUGGGUGAGGGAAUGGCUGACAGGCUUCCUAGUCUCUCCCUCCAGAUGCAGUGAUUUCAAGCAAAAUGGUGACCGGGAGGCGUGACCUCAGUACCUAAACUCCUCUAGGGAGGCAUCCCAGUCAUGUUUUCUACUGGAGCUUUUACCAUUUUACCUUCUGCUGUUCAUAGACACAAUGAAGGGACAGCCUGGCUUUUUUUCACCUGUGGCCCCCAAGACGCUCUCCAUGUGCUGUGAGAAAUAUGCUCCACUCUCAUGGUUAAUGAGGGGAAGGGAUGCUGCGCUCAUGACCAUGGUGAUGCUGCAGACUCCAGGCUACGGGCGGGUCUUUUAGAAAGCAAAGUUCAGCCUUCUGUGCAGGAGGAAAAGAUGCUCUGGCCUUCUCCCACAAUGGUUAGCCCACAAAGCUCAACCGUCUUUCUUUCUCAGACCAGUACCAAGCUCUACUCACCCUGUGAACAGAAACGAAAAUGUGACUGGUUUGAGUCAAGGCUUGAGUGUUGAUGGCUUUCUAGCCCUUUGUCAAUCUCUGUGAUCCAUUUUCUCAGUGUUCACUUUUGAGGGUAAAGUUCUAUUUUGUUAUGAGGAAAACGUGUGGAUAGAAACAUCUACUGCCUCCCCACCACCCCAAGAAUUUAAUAGAUAAAGUUAGCUUUCAGUUUUUCAGCUACCUUCAGGAAAUGUCUGCUCCCAAGCAAAUUGGGACAGGCUGUCCUGGUUGAGGAGAGCCCACAUUCCAGGUAACAUGAUUGCUAGGCUUCCCGCUCUGUCCACGCAGAUGCAGUGAGCAGCGCAUGCAGGAGGCUGAGAUGCGAGGUGAGACUGAAGCAGAGAUGGCGGUCCACCUGCUGAGCUCUGCCCCCUCCGGGUAAAAGCAGAGAACCUAUGCUUCUAGGUCCAUAAUACCUCCACAAAAAAGACCCAAAGCAGCAAUCCUACCAGGCCUUAGCCUGAGUUUCUAAGUAUAUAAACAUAUGGUGACAUGUGAAAACCAUUUGACAAGCUAAAAUGCCACAUUUUUAAGUAAGUGGGAAAGGGCCAUACAAUCUUUUCCUUUUAGUUUUCAAUCUUUGUUGAGGGUUGAAGCAGCAGGCAUUUGAUUAUGUGAAUUGUCCCACUGAUUAAAUACAUGACAGCAGGUGCCUGAGUAAUUUUCCUUUUUGUUUAACCUGGCUCUUCCGAACCUACUCUUAAAUAGGAAAUGGUUUCCAUUAACAUGUCUAUUAUGGCUAACAAAAUUAUCUUGAUUUUAAUUUGUAUGGGGUUAAAAACCUUCGGAAUUUCCUAUCUUUGAAACCCCACCGCCACCCAAAGUCUUCAGGGGUUGCUCUGGAGGCAGUCACCUUUACUAAUCAAAGCCGGUUUCGGCUCCUGAAAAAGUAAGCAGAGCAAAAGGUCCCGUUAGGAGCCAUUUCAAGGUUCCCUUGGACUGUAUUCCCCAUUCUGAACUGAGGCAGACAAACCCGAGUAGGGCAGCAGUCCCAGGAGACAUCUAUCCAUGGCUGGCUCUGGUCCCCUGCAACAACCCCAAGUACAAACUUGUUACAAGUCAAACUUGCCUUCCUUGUAACAACAGUAAGAAAGCCUCCAUCGGACUCACAAUCAAGACUGUCAUGUGAUCAGACAGCCGAGGUUUAGCCUUGUCUCCGUACCAUACAUACUCCAGGUCUAAAUGAGUGCCACAUGGCCCCAGUGGAGGCAGAGAACUUGGACCCACUCUUACCUGCUGAUGUGGCUCAUUUCUUGAUGUGUGUGUAGCCUGAACCUGGACACUACAUUUAACAGACAUUUAGAAGUUUUUUGUUAGCCAAGGUGCUUGGUUCUCCGUUCAGCCACAUGAACUUACAAGGUCUUCCUCUGAGCCUGUAGCAAAUUUUACAAGGGCUUCAGAGAACUCUAAAAUAGAGCUUUGGCAUGGUUCUAUGAGGAAGGGCAGUCUAAGGCACAGCCUUAGGCUUUUAUUCAUUCAUUCUAUAAACUUUUUUUUUAAAAAAAAGGUGCUUAGUAACCUUACCACUGUAAGGGAAAUGUGAGACUAUUGGAAGUCUAGUUCCUACAUACAGACAUUACCUGAACAGGAAAACAAAACAAAAAAAAUCUUAGUUUGCUACAGGUUUGGAAUGCCUGUAUCACUGUGUCCCAUCUACUAUGGCCCACAAAAAAUUCUGUGCAAUGAUAUAAAUUGUGUAAACUACAUCAGAGCUGCCAGGAGCCGGGGUAUCACAUUCAUGUUUUAGGUAGAGAAUAACAUCGUGGCAGUAACAGAAACAACGCUCUUGUUUGUUAAAACACUUCCUUCCAUAAAUGCUUUCAAUUAUAAAUGUUUAAUUGGGAGUAUGUCGUCAACAACAAAAAAACAACCAACCCAGCGCUCACCAAGUGUACAGUGUCACCCACUGAACUAAUUUUUUUUUUUUAGAGCCCAACAGAACAAAUUCACUGAUGGUUACAUUUUCUGCCCUGAUCUUCAUUAGGGUAUGGUCCUAAGGAGGGAGCGGGGCACACGAGCUUAAGUAACAUUAGUAUUUUCUUUCUGUGAUACACUGCGGCUUUUAGAACAAGCUAUAACUGCUGAAGAAAUCAGCAAUUUUGUGUUUAGCCAAUAGAACCUAAAUAACGAGGAAUGACAGAACAGCACCUUGGCCGCAGCUUGCAAACUCUGGUGAGCAGGCAUGGCUUGCUAUAAAAACGCCUCCGCCUUUGAAGUGUGUGUACAAUGGAAACCCCUUGUUUAUAUACAGGUCAGGUCGGAGUCAGCUCCCAACCUGGGGCCUCCUAAUCUCACUUCAUUUUCUAAACACCUUUGUAUUCAUUUAGAAAUGUUUGUGCCUGCUGCCAGUGGUCUAUCUGAGAUGCUGUGACCCCAGCUAACUGAGCACGCUUGUGUAGAGGAAGACAUUUUCAUAUGCAGGCAAGCAUUACAAUUUUGGUAAUCCAGUAUAACCUUAACACGUUAUCUGAUGUUUUGUACAUGUGUACGAAGAGGGGGAGAAAAAAAAGCUGGGUCCCAGAAUCAAGAACCAUUGUUGGAUAAGGACACCCACGACUUACCAUUUGACUUUCCCAGUCUCUCAUCUGAUAAUACCGGAACUGCCUGCUCACCAAACAGCACGCAAAUUCUGUAGAGGAUUCCACACCCGUGGAGAUGCUCUGGUUAUGUUUCUGCUCUAUCGUUCGCCCUGUCCAUGGUCAGACUCAUGUGGAAAAUGGUUGUAGAGUCCACAGUGUUCCUUUGCAGUCUUCCUGUCGGGACACCCACUCUCCAGUGCCCCCAUAACCUAAUUUUGUUAGGACCUGAUGCAAAGACUACAAAACACGUUCACUUCUGUUUCUAAUCCGCUUUUAGACAUAUUAACUUACGUUGCAUGAAAUUUCACUUUUUUAUUAACUGAAAAUGUGCUUUUAUACCACUUGAAUUAGAAAAUCCUGCUUGAAUGUACUGUCGUUAAAGCACAUAUGACUGUCUGCAUCUGUCAGUACUGUUCUGUUUGUACCCAAGCCUCACUGUAAAGUGGCUACUAAACACUGUACUAUAACUUGUAAUUUUUUAGGCUCACUUGUAGCUUUUAAUGUUUCCAGAUGCCUUUAGUUUUAGCUGCUGUAAAAUAGCUACUUUGUGUUAUUUGAUAUAGAAUUGUUUAAAAAAAAAACAAACCUCCAUUUAUUUAUACAGAGACAUUUAUAAUAUUUUACAAACGUUCUUAUAUUCUGAAUAAAUAUUUCUAAUUCCGUGAA